This is a messenger RNA of Myotis lucifugus (little brown bat), 624 nucleotides long. It is a transcript of the gene LENEP, whose product is annotated as lens epithelial protein. The record is from RefSeq and is a predicted model, not a curated record. The transcript is spliced from 2 exons. Gene Ontology annotation, biological process: multicellular organism development. Bases 38 to 223 code for a protein of 61 amino acids. Lineage: Eukaryota; Metazoa; Chordata; Mammalia; Chiroptera; Vespertilionidae.
GGGCAGCUCCCACACCCUCCGCAGAGCUGCUGCCUACAUGCAGGCCCGGACACAGCCCCUAGCCCAGGCCCUACCUUUCUCCCUCAGAGGGGCCCUGCCAGACGCUGGGCUCCGGGCGCCUGUUGUAAAGAUGGGCUCCAGGUGGGAGGGCCUGCAGCGCACCCUGAGGGAGGUCCUCUACUUCCUCCUCUGCUGCUGGUGUGUCAAGGAGCUGCUGGAUUAAUGGCAGCAGGAAACUGGCCUCGUGCAGUGCCCAGCUCUACCCCCACCGAGACUCCCGGGCCGGCUGCAUUGACCAAGGAUGGGCCACAAACAAGGAGUGAAGAGCGGAUCCCGCUUUGGGUCGGUGCCGUCUGUCUCAGACCUGCCUCAUCUCUGGGCCUCCAUUUCCAGCCCCCACCUCUGGUGGAGCCCUGGUGCGCGGGACCUUGGCCUGCUGGCUAGGACCCUAACAAGCCUGCAGCAGGACCUGGCACUUCUCCAAGCCUGGCACAGCGAGCCCACCAGCCCAGAUGGUUGAUCUUGCCGUAUCCUCUUAGUGCCAGGAAGGGGCUGCCCGCUAAUAUCUCUGUUUGAGAAUCCCUGCGCUAUAGAUAUAAUAAAUAGGCCUUGUGGCUAAAAGUU